CUCCCAAUAAAAGGGGCGUCCCCUAGGUUUUGUUUAUCUAACAUUCUCUCAUCGUCAUCAUCUAUCAUCGCCGUUUCUAAAAAUUUUCAAUUCAUUCGCCAUUUUUCUCUCUCUUUCGACCCUUCUUUCUCUCUAAGCUCUGUUCUUCGAUUUGAAUGGUGGAAUUUGGAUCUGGGUUUCAAAAUUUUGGCGUUGAUUUAGCCGAGUGGGUGUUGGGUGUGGCGUUGAAUUGAGUUUGGGGGGAAAUCCAUUUUGGAGAUCUGAAUUUUGGUUUGGUGAAAGGGGAUUGAUUGACUGAUUGAUUGAUUAUCGGUCGAGGUAUUUAAUUUCGUUUGUUGGAUUGAGGAAUUUGGCGAUUAGGGUUUCUGGUGCGUGAUAUGUAAAAAAAGGAGUUUCUCUGUGCGAGGAUGCCAGCUACAGAUUAUCAGGGUUCGUCGGCUGCUUGUACCAACAUUGGACGUCCGGUUCAGAGUAUUCGGCGAGAUCAGCUUUACGCAAUGGAUGGUUCUCCGACGUCUCAGGAGCAGGAUCUUGACUCCUUUCAGAGGCAAGUUGCUGAACGGUUCAUGGACCUUGCCUCGGUUGGUCCUGAUGAGUUGCUUUCCUUAUCAUGGGUUCAGAAGCUUCUGGAUUCCUUCUUGUGCUGCCAGGAGGAGUUUAAAUUCGUUCUCAUCAACCACAAAUCUCAAAUCUCUAAACCCCCUUUGGACCGUUUGGUUGCUGAUUACUCGGAGAGAACCGUCAAGGCGCUUGAUGUGUGUAAUGCGAUUCGUGAUGGGAUUGAGCAGCUCCGGCAAUGGCAGAAGCUUUUGGGGAUUGUUCUAAGUGCGUUGGACAAUUGUAAUCACCAGAAGACUCUUGGCGAGGGUCAAUUUCGUCGCGCCAAGAAGGCCCUCAUCGAUUUGGCUAUUUGUAUGCUUGAUGAGAAAGAUUCGCAUGCCUCUGCUAUAGCCCACCGCAACCGUUCUUUCGGACGGAACAAUGCCUCGAAGGAUCCACGGUCAUUGGGCCACUUCCGAUCGCUCUCGUGGAGCGUUUCACGAUCGUGGUCGGCUGCCAGGCAGCUGCAAUCCAUUGGUAACAAUUUGGCGGCCCCUAAAGCGACUGAGCUUUUGGCUACAAAUGGGCUUGCAGUUCCUAUCUUUACCAUGAACAUGGUGUUAUUGUUUGUAAUGUGGGCGUUGGUGGCGGCUAUUCCUUGCCAGGAUCGGGGUUUACAGGUUCAUUUCUCUUUGUCCCGAAACUCCCCAUGGGCGGUUCCAAUCCUUCAACUGCAUGAUCGAAUUGUGGAGGAGUCCAAGAAGCGAGAUCGAAGGAACUCAUGUGGGCUGUUGAAGGAGAUUCACCAGAUUGAAAAGUGCACGCGUCUCAUGAAUGAUUUGGCCGACACAGCUCAGUUCCCAUUGGCCGAGGAGAAAGAAGCAGAGCUGAGAGAGAGAGUGCAAGAGCUAACUACGGUUUGUAAUACUCUGAGGACUGGACUUGACUCAUUGGAACGGCAGGUGAGGGAAGUUUUUCACAGGGUUGUUCGCAGCAGGACUGAAGGGCUCGACUCGUUGGGACGAGCAAAUCAUUCUGAAUAGAAUUGUUGGAAUUUCAGAACAAAGCAAAAUCACUCUUUGGAUUAGACUCAUUGGAACGGCAGGCAAGGGAAGCUUUUCACAGGGUUGUUCGCAGCAGGACUGAAGGGCUCGACUCGUUGGGACGAGCGAAUCAUUCUGAAUAGAAUUGUUGGAAUUUCAGAACAUGUUCUACUUUGGUUUUCAUGGUUUCUAGGAAUAAGAGAAAGAGAGGAUGAAAAUAUGAAGAAGAGAGUGAAGGUUAUAAAGUGGUGAGGGGACUCUUUGUAUUUAUUUACUCAGCGUAUAUUGUGUAAAGAAAUUUGGAUAUGGAAACAUUGGCAUGGAUCUUCUCCAUCUGGUGGCCUUGGUAAUGUCACAUUGUUUCACAAAUGCCAUAUUUAUCAGCCCAUUGUUGACAUGUAUUGUUCAUUCUUACAAAGUUGUCUGUUGGUCCAUGUUUUGUUCUAAUUCUGCUGCAAAAUAUGACAUUACUAUCAAUUGUC
Cucurbita pepo subsp. pepo (vegetable marrow) is the source of this 2065-nucleotide messenger RNA. Its product is annotated as protein ROH1D. The record is from RefSeq and is a predicted model, not a curated record. NCBI's taxonomy places the organism in Eukaryota, Viridiplantae, Streptophyta, Magnoliopsida, Cucurbitales, Cucurbitaceae.